Ostrinia furnacalis (Asian corn borer) is the source of this 2407-nucleotide messenger RNA. RefSeq names its product Juvenile hormone Inducible-21 (gene JhI-21). The transcript has 7 exons. Gene Ontology annotation, molecular function: L-amino acid transmembrane transporter activity. Lineage: Eukaryota; Metazoa; Arthropoda; Insecta; Lepidoptera; Crambidae. Bases 265 to 1704 code for a protein of 479 amino acids. Gene Ontology annotation, cellular component: membrane. Gene Ontology annotation, biological process: amino acid transmembrane transport. The record is from RefSeq and is a predicted model, not a curated record.
CUACUAACGUUGUGUUUUGCGAGUUCUCACAUGCGCUGUAGCGAUCGUGUCGCUGAGACGCGUGUUUCGUUCACGCUGACGUCAGAAACCUAACCUAUUCCAGUCUCGUAGAUCGUAAAAAUGGUAACAGAAAGUGAUUCAGUCGUGUAAGAGAGUCUGUGGCGGGUUGUCUUGUCGUCUUAUUUUCGUAGUAGUUCCGCUUAAGUCGUUUGUGCUCGCAGCCCACGUGCGUCGAUUUACCGGUGCGCGAUUGAUUUUUGCGUAAUGGGCGAAGAAUCACAAGCCAGUGACGGGAAAGUUGUUCUAAAGCGUAAAAUAACACUGUUCAAUGGAGUGGGAAUUAUAAUUGGGACUAUAAUCGGCUCUGGAAUUUUUAUUUCGCCAACUGGAGUUUUUUUAAACACUGGAUCGGUAGCUGCUUCCUUGAUAAUAUGGCUCGUCUGUGGACUUCUUUCGACUCUAGGAGCUCUCUGCUACGCCGAGCUCGGGACUUCCAUCACCAGAUCGGGUGGCGAUUACGCGUACAUCUACACAGCCUUCGGGCCGCUCCCGGCGUUUCUUAGGAUGUGGAUAGCGCUGCUCAUCAUCAGGCCGACGACCCAGGCCAUCGUGGCGCUGACUUUCGGACAUUACGUCGUGAAGCCGUUCUUCCCUGAAUGCAGCCCGCCUCAGGACGCUGUCAAGUUACUGGCUGCGGUGUGUCUAUGUAUCCUGACCGCUAUCAACUGCAUCAGCGUACGAUGGACGAUGCGCAUCCAAGAUGUGUUCACCACUUCGAAACUCCUGGCGCUGGUGGUCAUCAUCAUCUCUGGAAUCUACUAUUUGUGUGCAGGUCACACAGAGAACUUCGAAAAACCUUUCGAGGGCGACUACACCGCGGGAAAGGUGGCACUGGCUUUCUACUCUGGCCUCUUUGCUUUCGGAGGUUGGAACUACCUCAAUUUCGUCACGGAAGAACUGCAGGAUCCUUACAAGAACUUGCCGCGUGCGAUAUGGAUCGCAAUGCCGAUGGUGACCAUUAUCUACGUUAUGGCCAACAUGGCCUACUUCGCCGUAGUCUCGAAGGGGGAGAUGAUGACUAACGCUGCUGUCGCUGUGGUCUUCGGCGACCGUCUAUUCGGUGGCUGGCGCUGGGUGAUCCCCGUUUUCGUAGCCCUGUCGACCUUCGGAGGGGUCAACGGGGUUUUGUUCACGUCAGCUCGGCUGUUCGCGACGGGAGCGCAGGAGGGACACAUGCCGGCCUUCUUCACGCUGUUCCACGUGAACAGACAGACGCCUAUACCGUCGCUUAUUUUUACUUGUCUCUUCUCCUUACUCAUGUUGACGACAAGCAACGUGUUCGAUCUGAUCAACUACUUCUCGCAAACGCUGUGGCUGUCCGUCGGCGCUUCCGUGGUGGGUAUGCUCUGGCUGCGGCGGACCAAGCCCGACAUCCCGCGCCCCAUCAAAGUUAACAUCAUCAUCCCUUACGUGUUCCUCAUCGCCAUCGCCUGCCUAGUAAUUAUCCCAGCCAUCACCCAGCCAAAGGACACCGCCAUCGGCCUCGCCAUUCUCCUCUCAGGAAUACCCGUAUACUACCUCUGCGUUCGGUGGAAGGACAAACCUAACUCCUACCACUCCUUCUCCGGCUGCAUACUCAGGUUCCUACAGAAACUCUGCUCAUGCAUCUACGUCGACUCCUCCGAAAAACUCGCCGAUAGUUAAAUUAUAUUUAAGCAUAUAAAGGACCAAUAUUUACGCUUAUAGUAAGUGUUAAAAGGCAUUUAUUGGACGAGCUUAUUUACACGGAAUACGUUCAACUUUUACAGACAACAAAAGUUAUAUUUUUGAGAUGUGAUAUUGUGAUUUCAUACAUUUUUUGCACGUUUGUAAAUUAUGCACAAAACAUUAAUAUCAUUGUUCAUAUAAAAUACGUAAUAGUUGACAAUACUGCUAGAAAUAGUUUUGCACAAAAUGGCACUUGAUUUUACAUUUGCAAAGAGUGUUGAGAAACGGUUUUAAUUAUAUAAAGAUCUAAUUUACACAGAUAGCUUAUUAUACACUAAAUUGUCGACGUUAUUGCUAUAGCCAUUGUAGGCAAAAUGUAAUCGUAAUCUCUCUUACUAGGUAAUGAUUAAAGUAUAGAAGUGAAUGGAUGAAGGACAAAGUAGGACGCUUUCGCGCUCGUUUAUAAGUUUACUUCAUGAUUGUUAUCAAUAUUUGUUACGAAAAUAACGUAACGUGCACCGUGUGACUGCAAAAUGGUUGUUUUAUACAUACGAGUAGGCGCCAACCUUAUUUAUGGAGAUGUAGAGAAACUGCGUACUUAUCUACAAGGACUGUCUCGUAGUAACUUUCAUUCCAAUAAUGAUUCAUUCCAUGGAAAAUGAUUACUUAAAACCAGAAAUAAAUAGAAAGUAAGUAAAUA